This is a messenger RNA of Entamoeba invadens IP1, 630 nucleotides long. RefSeq lists its product as hypothetical. The transcript has a single exon. The coding region runs from base 1 to 630 and encodes 209 amino acids. The record is from RefSeq and is a predicted model, not a curated record. NCBI's taxonomy places the organism in Eukaryota, Evosea, Mastigamoebida, Endamoebidae.
AUGUAUCUGAUCAAUGUUUUGAAUAAUGUGCGAAAAAGUGAUUAUUCAGAUUUGUAUUUCUUGGGUAAUGACUCGAAUUGUAACACCCCAAACACUGAAGUUGACUUGGUUUUUUUACAGUGUUUAUUACAAACUGUUAUUCAAUCUUUUGAUAUCAGAUUCAACACGAUUUCAUCUUCUGAAGAUAUCAGACAAUUUGUUGAUGUUUUGAAAAAGUGUUCCAAUUUGCCAGAUUAUUUGGUUAACAGUACAAAUAAUUCAAUGGAUGAUGAUGAAAACAGAAUCGGGGUUGAUAGUGAAGAUGUUGUUGAAACCACUUCUGAAGAAAUUGAAGAAGUUGAACAUUGUAUUGACGAGAAUGAAGUGAACAAUAUCCUCGGUGAAAUGUUCGGAGAAUUACCAAAGAAUGAUAUUGAACUAAUCAAUGGUAAUAAUUUAAUAGGAAUUGAUAAUACCGACUUUAACAUUGAAGGGCUCAUGUACAUGUUUUACAAACCAGAUGAAAUUAUCAAUAAAUUAUUGAUGACACACUUGAAGAAAAAAGUGACUUUACAAUACCCAAAGGAUUUGAAGAUACUAAAGAAGAACUUGAAAAAUUGGAAUCUCUUAUUGAAAGUAAUUUGGAUUUGA